AUGCCUACCAUCGAAGAACAGAGUGGCGCGAGCAAGCAUAACCGGGCAGAGGGCGGUGUACAAGAGAUCGGCCUCCUGACGCCUGCGCCUUCACAAAGCAAGUAUACUUCGUAUCCUCAGCUGCCGCGGCGCGGGAUAGAUAGAUCGAGGAAAGACAAAGGAAAACAGAAGGCACCCGCAGGACAGCUUGACAAUGCAGCCACCGAGGACUACGCGCUUAGCGGCGUGCGUUCCUCAUCGGAGUCGAGGAGGCCUGCGAAACGCCGGAGGACGCGUCAUACCGGAUCUGCAGACAACGAACAUGAGCCCGACGAGCAUCUCGAACCCCAGACUCCGAAUGAGGCAGAGGGAGAGAAAGACAUGUACUGCGAUGCCGAGCUAGAGGCUAGCUUCCAGUUGCUCGACGUGUCGGACGUGGCUGCUGUGACAAGUAUCGCCGUCGAUCCAGCAAUACCCUUCGCAGCUUCCAAAGGACAAGGGAGCAUGUACGUCCCACCCGCAGUCGCCCACCUCAUUGAAGCCAUGAACCACGCGCUCACGCUCGAGCGCACCGCGCGACGGCGCGCGGAGGAGCGCCUCGCCGACGAGCUCCGGCGGCGCGUGCACGCGGAGCUCGUCGCAGACCUGCUCGCGCAGAAGAACGCCGUGCUCGAGGUCGAGACGCGCGCGUGGGCGAACGCCGCCGCAGAUGCGCUCGCGGAGCAGUUCGCGGGCGAGCUCGGCGCGCCUGUGGGUGCGGUCCACAGCGGUGCGCCGCUGCCGUCGGCGUCAGCGUCGCAACCAUCCCCAUCAUUGGUGUUGACGGGCAUGCCCGGGUUGGCUGCCCCUCAGGGAGAUGUGCUCCAGCGCGCUGCAGCUGUGCAGCAGUUCUUCCAGCAGCUGAUACCCAUGCCAGUUCCGACGCAGCAGAACACGACUUGA
Molecule: messenger RNA, 921 nt
Organism: Fomitopsis serialis
Lineage: Eukaryota; Fungi; Basidiomycota; Agaricomycetes; Polyporales; Fomitopsidaceae
Exons: 3
Coding region: 1-921 (306 amino acids)
Source: RefSeq, a predicted model, not a curated record